CCCUGCCAAGUGACCUCAUUACCUCUCUAUGCAAAGAACCCGUUCUGCUGCAAUUCCCAAUGAGAAACAAAGGGAUUCGCUCCCCAUCAUUCCCGGAGAAUCCACCCAUGGGGCUGGAGAGAAUAUAAAGCUGCCAGGAAGCUGCUCCUCAUUGUUCAGGGUCUUUGCCACCCCAGAUACAGGGACCUGCUGAGGAUGAAAGCCUUUCUGGUUGUUCUGGUGGUUGCAUCUGCAUGUGUACAGCCUGCCAGGUCCCUGCAAUGCUACACCUGCAGAGCGCCGACGGAUAUUCGUGGAUGCACCAGGAUUGCCACUUGCAAACCGAAUGAGCUUGCGUGCAGGACAACAGAGCUGUCCGUGGACUCGGGUUAUCCAUUUUUUGGGAACAUCACCAUUACCAGAGGCUGUUCUUCAAACUGCGUGCCAUCCUCUCCCUGGGGAAUUGGGGUAAAGCAUCCCGUUUCCUGCUGCUACACUGACCUCUGCAACUCCAACCCUAACGGGGUUGUGGGGCUGAAAGCCAACCACGCCAUGCUGGGGAUUACGGCUGCUGUCCUCUGCAUCCUCAUCAAGGCCCCCCUGUAAUGCCGUCUCCUGGUGCUCAGACAGGAACCCACCGAACUGAGCGGCUCCGGCACGUGGAGUAUUUAGGUGUUCAUGGGAAUAAGCUGCUUUUGUUUGAUUCGUGGCACUGAAUCUGAAAGGACCUGGGAGGACCCAGAUGCUGAACCCUGCAGCAAUAUUCUGCUAGGCUGGAAACCGGUGGGCUGCAUGCUACCACCUCGGCCCUGCAGGUAUGGGAGCUCAGGGAGAGCCAGGCUGUCUGGGGGUGGGGGGUGAGGAGGGUUGUUCUCUCUGCUGCUCUGUUUUGGGGCUGUAGCAGGAACAGGGGAAAAAAUGACUUUGUCUUACCAGCCAAUGAGUCCAGGAAGGGGCAUGGUGACCGGCUGGUGCAUGGGGAGUCUGAGCCUCUUUGCUCCCAGCUCUCGUGGACGCCCAGCUGAUUUGUGCACAGGGCCCAGCACCCAACUCCGUCUGUGCACCGCUUUCAUUGCUCGUUCCCAGCUCCAAAGCACUGCCACCCCCAGACUUGAUGCCCCAGAAGCAGAUUUGCUGCUUGAUCCCACCCCGAAUCAGUGGAGGCUCUCCUUGUCUCUCGGGAAUUUGCUCAGCGAACCCUUUGGUCCGAAUGUCAGGAGACCUGGCUUCCAACCCUGGCCCUGAAGAAGGACUCCCAACAGGUAGAACAAGGUCUCCGUGCGGUGAUAACAGGGCUCCUCCAUUUCCUGCUCAUAAGCCACCUCCUCCUAAGGAAGCCUGACAGUUCAAGGGGCCAAAGGGGAAGCAUGUCUCUGCUCUCGAAGAAGGCACACCUGAAGGAUCAUGAAGAAGAGCUGAACUUCCCCCUUUGCAUUGUUGCAAUGAACAAAGCCUUUCCAUGCGGUCCCCCAAGAAGGGUAAGCUGGCAGCAGGAGGGAGCUUAGAGGCUCGUGUUCCCCCUGGCAGGGCUGUGAGUGUCCGGCAAAUAAAGUCACAUCCAGUGGUUCGGCACAAAUAAAGUCACGUCCACUGGUGUUUCUUUCUGCACAGCCCCCAUUUACCCCUCGGGAUAAUAAACCCCUUGGAGUUGCCAGUGGUGUCCGUAGCACAAGGGCUGGACAAGCAAUGGAAAGGUCCCUCCUCCUAUAAGUAUCAGCUUCAAUCUAGGCAGAAGUGGGGCUCUGGAGAUUGGCAGGGCAUUUCAACAGGGUCCCAGCCCUCUAAGCAGCCCCCUAUUGCAGGGGAUCCCCCUCUACCUUUGCAUGCCCUCACUUCCAUGCACACACCCUCCUGCCAGGAGGCAGAGAUGGUGAGAGGAAGGUUGCCUUAUUCCAGCACUCACCAGAUGCCAAAUAGCCAGGGGUCACGAUAGUUGUGGGAGUGGUGCAGGUGGGAACAUCACAAGCUGGGAUCAUGGGAUCAUAGGAAAAUGGGGCUGGAAGGGACCUCAUGAGAUCAUAUCUCAUCCAGCCCCCUGCUCAGGACAGGACUAGCCCCGAUUAAACCAUCCCAGCCCAGUGUCUGUCCAAACUGCUCUUGAAAGCUGCCAAGGAUGGAGAUUCCCCGGUUCUCUGGACAACCCGCACGGGCGGAUGCAGGGGGGUGCAAUGGUGCAGUUGCAACCCCUUUGAUUGCUGCUCCAUCCAAACUUUAAAACCAACUGCUUGGGAGAGGCAGUGGCAUUUCUAUUCAGGCAGGGCUGAGGCAGUCAAUGGACUUCUUGGCUCAUUGUCAUCUCCUGGAUUCCUGCUAAUCUCUCUCCACUCCACACCUUCAGGCCUUUCUAAUGGCUCUUGAUGUCCCACUAUUCACACUAUCCUUUCUUCUGGAGUUUUGUCCAUUAGCUGUUUCAGAUAAUGUCUCUUUUCUACUUCAGAGCCCCGCAGACUGUUUUUAUCUCUAGAUAAAGCCUUAACUCCAGUGUAGUAAUAUUAACUCAGAUGCAUAAAUGACUGACUGAAGUAUUGGAGGCACUGUCCAGAUGUUCAAUACGGCUUGAUUUUGCUUUAUGAAUCUGAACGAGAGCCGUGCAUUUAAUUAUAAUGACUACGGGACUAAUGGCACUAUAUCAAAGCAGAAGAAUCACUGCCCUUGAUUUGAAGACUUGGUUUAAAAUAUUUGCAAACUG
Alligator mississippiensis (American alligator) is the source of this 2668-nucleotide messenger RNA. RefSeq names its product secreted Ly-6/uPAR-related protein 1. The record is from RefSeq and is a predicted model, not a curated record. NCBI's taxonomy places the organism in Eukaryota, Metazoa, Chordata, Crocodylia, Alligatoridae. The transcript is spliced from 3 exons. Gene Ontology annotation, molecular function: acetylcholine receptor inhibitor activity. Bases 196 to 585 code for a protein of 129 amino acids.